Heteronotia binoei (common prickly gecko) is the source of this 1545-nucleotide messenger RNA. RefSeq names its product vomeronasal type-2 receptor 26-like. Gene Ontology annotation, biological process: G protein-coupled receptor signaling pathway. The transcript has 4 exons. Gene Ontology annotation, molecular function: G protein-coupled receptor activity. Gene Ontology annotation, cellular component: membrane. The record is from RefSeq and is a predicted model, not a curated record. NCBI's taxonomy places the organism in Eukaryota, Metazoa, Chordata, Lepidosauria, Squamata, Gekkonidae. The coding region runs from base 1 to 1545 and encodes 514 amino acids.
AUGGUGACUAAGUUCUAUCAACAUGUCCUCGCCUUGGUUUUUGCUGUAAAUGACAUCAACGAGAAUCCCCAGAUCCUGCCAAACUUUACCCUCGGAUUCCAUAUCUCUGACAGCUACUAUGAUGCACGGAUGACCUACCGGACCACUCUGGACCUGCUCUUCAAAUCACAUAUUUUUUUCGCUAAUUACAAAUGUAAUUCCCAGAGAAAUGUGGUAGCCAUUGUUGGUGGACUUGAUCCUGCUGUCUCAUUUCAUAUAGCAGACAUCUUAGACCUCUACAAGAUUCCACAGCUCCACUCUUUUCUUCAAGGCCUUUCCUUUAAUAAUUCAGCCGGAGAAACCAUCUCCUUUAAUAAGAAUAAGGAAAUGGAAACUGGGUUUGACAUUGUGAACAUGGUUAUCUUCCCAAACAAAUCCUUUCAUCGAGUAAAAGUCGGAAGAGUGGAUGAAGAGACUCUUGAAGGAAAAGGAUUCAUCAUUCAUGAGAAUAUGAUUGUUUGGAACAAACAUUUUAAUGAGGUGGUUCCCCUUUCUCUGUGCAAUGAUCCAUGCUCCCCUGGUUACCACAAGCAAAUGAAGGAAGAAGAGGCAUUUUGCUGCUAUGAUUGUUCUCCUUGCCCAGAAGGCAAGUUCUCCAGCAACAAAGACAUGGAUGACUGUUUCAGAUGUCCAGAUGAUCAAUAUCCAAGCAAGAACCAGGAUGGAUGCAUUCCCAAAAUUAUAAGCUUCCUGUCUUUUGAAGAACCUCUAGGGAUAAGUCUGGUUUUACUUGCUCUUUCUUUGUCCCUGACCACAACCUUAAUCCUAGGAACUUUCAUUAAGCACAGGGAUACCCCCAUUGUCAAAGCCAACAACACAGAUAUCACCUACACUCUUCUGAUCUCCCUCCUUUUCUGCUUCCUCUGCUCUUUGCUCUUUCUUGGAAAACCAAGCAAGGUGACCUGCUUCCUCCGACAGGCUGCUUUUGGUAUCAUCUUCUCAGUGGCUGUGUCUUGUGUUCUGGCCAAAACCAUCACUGUGAUUGUAGCUUUCAUGGUCACCAAACCAGGGUCCAGCAUGAGGAAGUGGGUGGGCAAAAGAUUGGCCAGCUUCACUGUCAUCUCUUGCUCCCUUGUUCAAGUAAGUAUUUGUACAAUGUGGCUUGGAACCUCUCCCCCCUUUCCAGAUACUGACUCUCACUCACUGAUUGCAGAGAUUAUAGUAGAAUGCAAUGAAAGUUCUGCCAUUAUGUUUUAUAUCGUCCUUGGCUACAUAGGACUUCUGUCCCUCAUAAGCUUGCUUGUGGCCUUUCUUGCCCGGAAGUUACCAGAUAGUUUUAACGAAGCCAAAUCGAUCACCUUCAGCAUGUUGAUGUUUUGCAGUGUUUGGUUGUGUUUUGUUCCAACCUACUUGAGUACCAAAGGGAAACAGAUGGUGGCCGUGGAGAUCUUCUCCAUCUUGGUCUCCAGUGCUGGCUUACUGGCUUGGAUCUUUUCCCCCAAGUUUUAUAUAAUUGUGCUGAGGCCUGAACUCAAUACAAAGGGUCACCUCAUGCAAAAAAAGUAA